Cannabis sativa is the source of this 2001-nucleotide messenger RNA. RefSeq names its product probable serine/threonine-protein kinase PBL19. Gene Ontology annotation, molecular function: protein kinase activity; ATP binding. The record is from RefSeq and is a predicted model, not a curated record. The transcript is spliced from 4 exons. The coding region runs from base 543 to 1730 and encodes 395 amino acids. Gene Ontology annotation, biological process: protein phosphorylation. NCBI's taxonomy places the organism in Eukaryota, Viridiplantae, Streptophyta, Magnoliopsida, Rosales, Cannabaceae.
GUUUGGUUUGGUUUGGUUUAGUUGAAUUGAAUUGAUUCCAAACUAUAAUCUCAGUCUUCUCCUCUAUCAAUCUAUUUAUCUAUCUAUAUCUGUCACUGUUCUUCUUUCUUCUUAUAUAUUAUUAAUGUUUUCGUUUAACUCACGACUCUUCUCUCUCUCUCUCUCUCUUUCCUAUGUGACAUGGUUUUUCACUGUCUUUUCACACCAAAACGUUGUUUUUCUCACCUGGGUUUUGCUCCUUUAUGUCUCCCUUUUUGAUAUAUAUACAAUUUUUCUACAACCACACGGUUAUUUGAAACCUUCAACAGUUUCACUCUCUCUAUCUCAUUUUCUUCUUCUUCUUUCGCUUCAAUUUCCAUCUGGGUUUCUGGUUUUCUCUUCCUUUUAUACCUCUUUGAUUCAAUUUCCAUCUUGGGUUUUUGUUUGGUCUUCUAAGUUUUCUAUCCAAAUUCAGCCUUAUCUUAUAAAAGUUAAAGAAAAGAUAGCAUUUUUACAAGUAGUGAUUGAGAAUUAAAAGUGGGUUUUUUAUUAGAGCUCAAAAUAUGAAGUGCUUUUAUCUCUUUAAAGAUAAAUCCAAGUGCAGAAGAAAGGCAGAAUCAGCUCCUGAGUUAAGGGACCAAAACAAGUCAAGCAAUAAUAAUAAUAAUAAUCCAGCUUUAGAUCGUUUAACCAAAUCUUCUGGCUCAUUACCAUCACCAAAAAGCAUACCAGAACUUUACAAAGAAAAAGAGCAAGAAUUGAGAGCUUUUACUUUCCAAGAGCUAAGGGAAGCAACUAAUGGUUUCAAUAGGAUGUUAAAGAUUGGAGAAGGAGGUUUUGGGUCUGUGUAUAAAGGGACUAUUAAGCCUCUUAAUGGUCAGGGUAAUCCUACUGUGGUUGCCAUAAAGAAGUUAAAUCAACAUAGUUUACAGGGUCAUAAACAAUGGCUUGCAGAAGUUCAAUUCCUCGGUGUUCUCAGUCAUCCACACCUUGUAAAACUCAUAGGAUAUUGCUCUGCAGACGGGGAAAGAGGGAUUCAACGGCUAUUGGUUUAUGAAUACAUGCCUAAUAGAAGUUUGGAAGAUCAUCUUUUCAACCGAGCAUUUCCUGUUCUUCCAUGGAUUAAAAGAUUGGAGAUUAUCCUUGGUGCUGCUGAAGGCUUGGCUUAUUUGCACGACGGAGUGGAAGUUAAGGUAAUAUACAGAGAUUUUAAAUCCUCAAAUGUACUAUUGGACGAGAACUUUCAGCCAAAGCUCUCUGAUUUCGGGCUUGCCAGAGAAGGGCCAACCGGUGACCGGACUCAUGUAUCUACAGCAGUGGUUGGAACAUAUGGAUAUGCAGCACCAGAGUACGUUGAGACUGGCCAUCUCACCGUCCAGAGUGACAUAUGGACUUUCGGUGUUGUCCUCUACGAGAUCCUCACUGGAAGGCGAGUUUUGGAAAGAAACCGUCCUUCAGGAGAGCAGAAACUUUUAGAUUGGGUGAAACAAUAUCCAGCUGACAAGAACAGGUUUAGUAUGAUUAUCGACCCUCGUUUGAGAGGAGAUUUUGCACCAAAUGCCGCGAAGAAAAUCGCCAAGUUGGCAGAUUGCUGCUUGCUGAAGAAUGCAAAAGAAAGGCCAACAAUGAGUCAAGUUGUGGAGAGGUUGAAACAAGCUAUACAAGAAUCACAAGCCUCAUCAUCAAGUUCAUCUGCAAAUGGUACCUCUUCUUCACAUAAAUCUAAUUUAGUGAAGGGAAAAUCCAAAUAGAGUUGGGUAACAUAUAUAUAAUAUUUAUAUCUAUUUUUUUUUUACCUUAUUCUCAAAGAGGCCAAUGAGAAAUUGAUUAUUUGUUCUUGAUUCUGAGUGAGAUCUCUUAUAGUUCUCCAAAGUUAUUUAUGAAGAGGCUUUUAUUUUUUUUUUCCCUCUAAUAUACAGAAAUAAAUAUAGGUAAUUUUUUUUAGGUGUAGUCCAUGUAUGUGUCUGUAAAUACAUGUUGUUACUUGUUAAGUAAUUUCUUUAAUUAUGUGUUUGUGGAUAA